AUGGAGGACAUUGACACUCAUUUAAAUGAAGGUCUCCAAUAUGCCAGAGACAAACAAUAUCAGAAGGCCAUUGAGAAAUUUGAUAAAAGUUUGACUAACAAAUCACCAGCAACAUUAAUACAUGAUGUGUUCUAUUUUCGUGGAUGUGCUAAACGUAAACUUGGUCAAUAUGAACAAGCAAUUAAAGAUUUUGAUUCCGCUAUUGAUGGAAAGUCGUCGAAAUAUGGUGAUGCUCUGUACAAACGAGCUUAUGCUAAACAUUUGAUUGGACAAUAUGAUAUGGCUCUUCGAGAUUAUGAACUGUUUGUUGCUCAGUGUAAACCAACAGAUACCGAUUUGUUAGCGAAAGGACGGUUUAGUAUGGGUUGUGCGUAUUUGCAUCUGAAUGAAAAUGAUAAAGCAUUAGCCUGUUUUGAUCAAGCAGUUACAUCAAAACCAGAUCGAGCAGAAUAUAGUCUUUAUCGUGGUCGAGCAUAUGGUACUCUCGGUUUAUAUGAUAAGGCUGUAGAAGAUCUUGAGCGCGUUUGUUCUCAGUGCUCUGACGCUUAUCUAGUGGGUUUAGCACAGAAUGAACUCGGCAAUCAUAUUGAAGCAAUUAAAUCAUAUAACACAGCUCUCGAAAAUAAUUUACAUAAUUCCGAUGCUCUGUUUCGCCGUGAUCUAUCACAUGCCUGUUUAGAUGACCAUUUACAAGCCAUUCAAGACUUUCAACAAGCUAUUAAGGAAUCCGAAAGACCGGAUCGUAUACAUUUUCGUCUUUGUAUGUCAAACAUUGCGCUAAACGAUCAUAAGGGAGCGCUAUUAAAUUUUAAAGAAGCACAAAAGUUAGCACCCUAUCAUGCAGAUGUUUAUUAUGCUCGAGGUAUGCUACAUUAUAAUUUAGGCACGCACAAUGCAGCGGUACAUGACAAACGUAAAGCACUGCUGCUUGGUGACGCUGCACAGUAUUACACACAAAAGUUAAAUGAAGCAACGAAAAAGGUCGUACAUAAAAAACGUGCGCAUUUAAAGGACUAA
Molecule: messenger RNA, 1017 nt
Organism: Didymodactylos carnosus
Lineage: Eukaryota; Metazoa; Rotifera; Eurotatoria; Philodinida; Philodinidae
Source: the annotation of a GenBank genome assembly